UGCAAGCGCUUGUGGCUCUGGGGAUUCUUUGGGGGAGCGACGCUGCAAACGUGUUCUGUGAUGAGUGGAAGAGCGUGGACUAUCAUGGCGGCAUAGAUGGUUAUUGGGAAGUGGCGUGUGACCCACACGGCAUGGUCACCGACCUGUCAAUGUACAUCCCCUAUCAAGGAUUUGGAGUCGUGCCGGAAGCCAUCACAGCCCUCUCUGCUCUCCAAACUCUGGGGCUGUCUAUGCCUGGCUACAAUGGGAGCGCAGAGAUUCUCGGCCAUUUCCCCAACCUGCAAUAUGUAGAUCUGAGCUAUACCACCUUCAGUGGAUCCAUCCCUGAAUCCAUCGGCAAUGCCAAGAGUCUGCAGUACAUGGGGCUUGGAGGCAACAACGUGAGUGGCCCCAUACCUGCUAGCCUUGGCAGCCUUGUCAAUCUGACGUCCCUUGAUGUGAGCAGCAACCACCUCAACGGCUCCCUCCCUGACUCCAUCACCCGCCUUGCAUUGCUGCAGCACCU
Molecule: messenger RNA, 505 nt
Organism: Closterium sp. Naga37s-1
Lineage: Eukaryota; Viridiplantae; Streptophyta; Zygnematophyceae; Desmidiales; Closteriaceae
Source: the annotation of a GenBank genome assembly